GAGCGCAGCGGGCGUUGGUACUGCGCCCGCCGCUCACAGGGAAGCGGCGGUGGCGCUCGGCCCGGCCACGGCGGCUGUGACGAGGCUUUGGCUGGUGUCUGAAAGCCACCGGGGUGAGGUGGUGGUAAGGAAACAGGGCUUAAGCCAUCCCGGGCUGGGGGGAGAGGCAGUGCGGAGGGCCGGCUCUGCCUGUCAGCGGGAGGCUGCUUCUCCUCGAUGGCUCCCUUGUGAGAGAGAAAGUGUCCCGGCUUCAGCGGGUUAAUGACCGCUGUGUGCCUUCGGAGGGGACUUGUGUUCCAGAGGGUUGUGUUUGUAGCCGUUUUGAAAAAUAGCUAUUAGGGAGUUCAUCCUUGUCAGCAGGAAAACUGUCCUCGCUUCUUUUUCUGUGUUAGCCGGAGUAAUGGUCUGCAGCAGGGAGGCCGUUCUGGUCAUCUCGUUUAAGCAUACCGAAAAAAGUUUGAGUUCUGAUGCCGGAACAGACUGGUUGGAUGUGCCCUGCCUCACUGGUAGAGGCUGCCUGGGCUGCGUCUCCAGUGCAGAGUCCUGUGGUCUGCAGGCAGCCAGCCGGUGGGUGAGAGCCGUAGCUGCUGAAUGAUUUAACCUUAUGUCAGCUGGCCACAAAAACCUGUUAAAAAAGCUUCAUGAGCCACUCCGAGCUGUGAAGGUUUCCGCUAAUGUAUCAGUGUAUUACUUACUGUCACCGUUACUGCACUGCAAGCCUCUUGCAUUAUUGCUAGCUGUCGUUCAGGUGUAAGCUGAAGACUGCAUUCAGUUUAACCUUUGUACCUUAGUAUCUCUCAUCUCGUUUAACUGAGUGAAUUGCCAUCAUGACUGCUCCUUGUCGUAUAACUUAAGAGUAUAUAUUUUAUGGUAUCCUUAUUAUGUUUGCUCUUUCUGAUCUAACUCAGUUCCUUAGUAUUAGUGUACUACAGAGCUGUCUGAUUGUGCGUUGAUGUUGUCCCCCCAUGUUCCUACCCUCUUUUUUUUUUUAUUGAUGUUUCUUCUCUUGACUCAACUUUUGAAGCUGCCUUCCCAGGUUAUUGUAAGUUUUCUUCAUGGUCACUUUUUGCCCAACCGUAAUGUCUAUUGUGUUAAAUUCUUCCGAGCAGUUAAUUUCAGGUAGGUCAGGUAGGAGGACUUUCAAGAGCAUUUUUAAUGAAGUAAGAAUUUAGAUAUAUCAUUUAAAAGAAAGACAAGAGAAAAAGGCCCCCAAAAUUCUUCUCACUGAAUUUUCCAUGUAUCUUUUAUGUCUCUGGCUUGGAACACAACUGCAGACAAAACUGCAUUUUUUGGUUUGCUUCUCAAUGUUUGAGUGUCUGUGUUUUUAAUAUGAUCAGAACUUUAAACCAAUUACACAUUUAUUCAGCAGAUGAUGUCCCCAUGACACUGAGUGGAUCCAAAGGAGAUAUGGGCUUCCUGGGUCUUUUUCUUCUGGCAGGUGACCUCCACCUCCUCUCACUCUGCAGCUCUGUUCACCAGCUAAGUCUCUAAAAGGAAGAGGGAAGAAUCCAUAUACCCAGCAUAGCUUCUGCCCAUUGCUCUCUGGAGGUGUGCAAGUACAUGUGUCAAUGUGUGCUUCUCCUCCUGGGCACAGUAAUGGUGUGGGCCAUAGUUAAGCAGGGGGUGCUGUGAAACUAGCUAUGGUAAGGGUUAUUCCAGCAUCAGUCAGUGAAACACACAGCACCGGGAGGGCAGAAAUUGCUGAGUCAAUGUAACAUGCAUGUGUAAAUACAUGUAUACACAGUGCUGUGUGUACAGCUGUAGGUAUGUGGGUGUACCUGUGUGAGAUAUACAUGUAUACACACAGAGGCAGUCCUGUGUGUGCAUAAGGAAAAACUGUUCAAGGAACAGUGAAAAAUAGGACUUAAUGCUGUGCCUACUUGCCUGGCACCUGAGCUGGGCUCUUGUGAAGUUGCGUGCAGGAAGGUAGAGACACUGUUACUGUAUGUGUAUGGACUGAAACGUGUGGAACAGGUCUGCAAUGGUCAGGGUUGGAAUUUCUAAUCUUUUUGAACAUUGUGUGUUGCCCAGAGUGAUUUCGCCUAAAAAAAGGGAGGCAGUAAUGGGAGAGGGGCCUCAUCAGCAGGGAGCAGCAGAGGCUAACUUUACGUGGAGUCCGGCAUAGCAGUCCUGCAUUUGUAGGCAGCUCUCUGGUGCUGCUGCCAUUUGGAGCGGCCAUAGCUCGCCUUCAUGUGCUUGGUGGUGAGGGGCUCUGCUGUUGUGUCUGAGCUAGAGAGGCUUGAGGAGAGCGAGGUCACCUUGUCCUGGUCCACUGAUUCUGCUCAUGUUGCACACCGGUUGCUGGGGUGUUCAGAUGAGGUGAAGAUGAGGUGUUUCAGGCACAUGAGCAUGCUCAGUGUUAGGACUUGCAGCUCUCGCUUUGAGAGCAGCAGGGUUCACCCUGCAUUGUGCGAGAGCUGUCAGGCUUUGGUCCGCAGUCGUGAUCGGGUGGUUUCUCUGGUGGAACUGUCCCUGCGGCAAGUGAGCAUCUGUGAGAGGAACGCCUUCCCAGGAGCGCAGAGCCUGCCUGCAGCACUUGUGCCUCAGGCUCCCCCGGCAUUCUGUGAGCAUAGCUGGCAGGCCCUGGAGAAGCACUGAGUGUGCGCACACCUGUGAGCUGAGGAGGUGGGAGGGCUUUAGGUAGCUCUGGCACCUGCUUUGAAACCGCCUCCUGCCCUGCGCUGCCUGGCUUUCCCAGGCAGGAGCCCUUGCUGGCAGGUAAAUCUUCCCCUGAAGCAUCCUGCCAGCGCCCUGUCAGCCUGUGGCAUUGUGGAAGGUGCUGUCAGAGAUGAAGCAGCAGGCUGCUCACGCCUUUGCCGUGGUGAUGGGCCGUGUUUCUCAGGAUGCAGCAGUGUCAGCAUUGGCUCUGUGGCACUCCUGCUGUGUGCAGCCCCACUUCCCGGCAGUGGGUUUCACUUCUGUUGGGUUUUCUCUCUGAAGAGGCAUCUGUGGAGGUGAAGAUGCAGGAGCCUGAACUUAUUGCAAAAACACUGCGAGCUGUUCUUCAUCCAUUUAAAAGUGGCGUACCUUUGUCAGAGCUUCAGAGUGAAUACAAAUCUCUGACUGGCGAGUGGAUUCCCUUCAGGCACCUAGGAUAUGGCACAUUGGAAGGCUACUUGGAGAGCAUCCCAGGAGUGGUCAGAAUGGAAGGGAGCAAAAUGGGAGAGGUCAUUUGCCAUGCUGUUGCUUGCAGCGAGACCGAGCCAAUUGCUCAGCUGGUGGCCCGGCAGAGGAGUUCCAAGAGGAAGACGGGACGGCAAGUGAACUGCCAGAUGAGGCUGAAGAACACGUCUCCAGUCAAGCUGGCAGGAAAGCCCAAAGGAACUUUGAGACAGCCCAGGUCUUUGAGCGUGCCAGAAGAAGGCAGCAAGAGGCCUGUUCCUCGCUUGCCACGAAGCAGAGGAGUGGCGUGUGGUGUGGUGAAGCCCACUGUGGAGAGCGCCCGUCUCGCCCUGUCACCAGCUGCCGGGAGCGGAUCACCUAAAGAAACGCCCAUGCAGAGACACGUCACUGUGGUCAACAGGCCUGAGAAAAGACUAACUGUCCCACCACGGUUUCAAAAGGAGUUGCAAGUCCACCUGUCCAGAAGCUCUUCUAUAGAUUCAAAUGAUAACUUGAAUACAUCCACUGCAGAGACACAUACUGUUGCCUCUGGCCCUUCUGCUGCUCCUGUCAGUGAAGUUCAAGGUCGCAUUAAGGAGAUUCUGAGCAAGUGCAGCAGUGGUGUCUGGGUGUCAAAGAUGCCACAGAUCUAUCGGGAAAUGUACUGGGAGGAACUCAGCACAGCAGUGCUCCGUCAGCUUGAGAACUGGCCUCAUGUGUGCACAGUGGAGAAAGUACACAGAGGUGAUCAGAUGGAUGGGCUUCUUUAUCCUGCUAAGAAAAUAACACCGAUAGCAAAAAGUGAUACAGAGCAACACAAGGCAUCUCAGAAUGUUACUUCUUCAAAAGCAGACCCUUUGUUAAAACCAAAUAUGGAGAGCACGCCUGCAUCACUUAGUAGUGACUUCAAGCAGAAAAUUGUCAACAUUUUGCUGAAGUAUUCUAGUGGUCUUUGGGCUAAUGCACUUCCCAAAUUGUACCAGGACACGUACCAACUAAAAUUUCCAGAAGACGUUCUAAAUAACCUAGAGCUGCUCUCAGAUAUAUGUAUAGUGGACUAUGUAUCUGAAGUCCCCAAAAAGGCCAUCCUCUAUGCUAAACCCCAAAGAUGCAUUGAUGCAAAUCUGAAUGUAACCGAGAGAGUCCAGAGGCAUGGUGCUAUGAAAGCUACAGCUGAACAACAGUAUGAAGAAUCCAAGGACCAUUAUCCAGAGAACAUAACUGUUCCUCCUCUAACCAUUCCGUCGGAAGGAUCUGUGUCCAUCAUGGUGUUAGAACUCAAAAACACUAAUGAGGUCCUAAUUAGGUAUGUGGGCAAAGAUUAUUCUUCUGCCCAGGAACAAAUGGAAGAUGACAUGAAAGCAUACUAUAGUCAGAAUAGUAAAGUGUCACUAGCUCAAUCUCUGAGCGUUGGGCAACUUGUUGCAGUACAUGCUGAAGAAGAUGCCUGGUUGCGUGCUCGGAUAAUUUCUCUAGAAGACAACAGAAUAAAGGUAUGCUAUGUUGAUCAUGGCUUCAGUGACUUUGUUGAAAGCAACAGUUUGUACAAACUACAGAAACAGUUCCAUUCACUUCCAUUUCAAGCUGCAAAAUGUAAACUGGCAGGACUGGAAGUCUUCUGUGAUGAUCCUGUCCUGGUGAAGGCUGUGGAAUCACAGACAUGCUCCAAGAUAUUUGCUGUGGAAAUACUGGAAAAGAGUGAUGUUCCUCUUCUUGUUCUCUAUGACACUUCUGGAGAAGAUGAUAUCAACAUCAAUGCUACUUGUCUGAAGGCAUUGUAUGACAAGUCUCUUGAACUGCACCUCCAGGUAGAUGCACUAUAUACACAUGUCAGAGUAACCAGCGUUUUCUCUGAUGGAAGCCUGUAUUGCCAAGUGCCAUCUAAAGGCAUGUCUAGACUUUCUGAAAUCUUGCAGAAACUGGAAGACUACUUCCACUACAAGCAGACAUCUGAGUUUAAUGUAUCGCUGCCUUUCUGUGGCAAAAUCUGCUUGUUUCCUUCCAAAGGAAAAUGGGCACGUGUAGAGAUAAGAAUUAUUCACACUAGACGGGCACUUGAUGUGCAGUUCAUGGAUACUGGAACAGUUGCAACUGUAAAAGUAUCAGAGCUUAAAGAAAUCCCACCACAAUUCCUGAGAGAAGUAAUUGCAAUACCUCCUCAGGCUUUAAAAUGCUGCCUAGCAGAUCUACCUCCUAACACUGGCAUGUGGACUCCAGAUGCUGUACUGUGGCUGAGAGACACUGUAAUGAAUUGUCCUGAAUUUAGCAUGAAGGUGGUUAAACAGGAUGGUUCAAAGGGAAUUGUACACGUUUACUUGUUUGCUCCAGAGAAUUUCCCAGACAUGGAUCAUAGCAUCAAUCGACAGAUCAAAAAUGCAGACUUGUGGAGACAUCAGAAAGAUGUUUUCUUGAGUGUUACACCCAGUGGCACUAGCUCCACAAAAGGGACAAGUGAUGCUGUUUCUGCUCUAUGGUUAACUAGUGGAAAGCUGGAGAAGAGUUUAUCAGAUUCACCCAGAGAACCCAGCAGUGCAGUGGCUAUGGCUGAUAUGCCCCCACCUCUACCUUUGUUAAGAACUGGUGAGCUCAUGGAUGUCUAUGUCUCAGUGGCCUGCCAUCCAGGUCACUUUAUUAUCCAGCCUUGGAAGGAGCUACAUAAUCUGGAAGCCCUAAUGGAAGAAAUGCUCUUGUACUACAGCCGGGCAGAAGAGAAACCUGUGAACAUUGAAAAAAACAAGCUGUAUGCAGCUAAAAUUGAAAAUCAGUGGUACAGGGUCAUAAUAAAAGGAAUUCUUAGGAAUGGGUUUUUGUCGGUGUAUGAGCUGGACUAUGGUAAACAUGAGUUUGUCAGUGUAGAGAAAGUACGGCCACUUGUGGAUGCGUUUAGAAAACUACCUUUCCAAGCUAUAACAGCUCAGCUUGCAGGAGUGAAAAGCCAGCAGUGGUCAGAAGAGGCAUCAAUAGUGUUUCGGAAUCUUGUAGAGAAGAAACCUUUGGUGGCACAGAUACAGGCAGUUAACGAAAGCACUAACUCUUGGGAUAGAAAGAUAGUGACUUUUCUCGUGGACACAUCUCUUCCAGAUACUGAUAUCUGGAUUCAUGAUUUUGUGUCUGAAAGUCUUGUGGAAUUUUCAAAGGAUGAUUAAUCACCAUUUCUGAAAUGUAGCAGCUCAGAUUCUUUAGCAAUAAAAUAAAUAACAGGCUUUGAAGAGAAAUAUAACUACUAUAUGGCCUUGAAGACAUGAAGGUGAUGAAAAUGAAAAAUCUGUGUUCUGUGAAAAGGGUUUAACAAGUUUGGGUUCUGUUGACUUCAGCUGACUUCUGACAAUUUGCACUUUGUUUACCAUUGUAAUGCUAGAAUGUUUGGGUGAAAAUAUUAAAAAGUUAUUUAUCAAUAAAAUAAUGUUGACUUUC
Molecule: messenger RNA, 6516 nt
Organism: Strigops habroptila (Kakapo)
Lineage: Eukaryota; Metazoa; Chordata; Aves; Psittaciformes; Psittacidae
Product: tudor domain-containing protein 7-like
Exons: 17
Coding region: 2844-6248 (1134 amino acids)
Biological process (GO): lens fiber cell differentiation; lens morphogenesis in camera-type eye; spermatogenesis
Source: RefSeq, a predicted model, not a curated record